Messenger RNA from Penicillium canescens, 1764 nucleotides. RefSeq lists its product as uncharacterized. The coding region runs from base 1 to 1764 and encodes 587 amino acids. The transcript is spliced from 2 exons. The record is from RefSeq and is a predicted model, not a curated record. Gene Ontology annotation, molecular function: nucleic acid binding. Gene Ontology annotation, cellular component: nucleus. Lineage: Eukaryota; Fungi; Ascomycota; Eurotiomycetes; Eurotiales; Aspergillaceae.
AUGAAUAUCCUGAACCUGGCCCCUGGCCUGAAUAGCCUGCGUGACACUGAGGAAGGCGUAAGUGUGAAUGAUCCUAGUCACUCCCCACACUCAUCUCCCCAUGCGCUUCCUCUUGUUCGCCAUCAUCCGCUUUCCUACAUCCGUACCUACGUCCCCGGUUCAGGUGUGAAGGAAGCAUACGACAAGGAGAAGGGUGGCGAUUUGACUCCACUGCAUCAGGAUCCCGAGUCCCCUGGUUGCGUCACGGAACCGAGCGACGAUGCUCUCUUGGACGCUAACUCCAACCCCGAUCUUGGCCCAUCGGAGGAUUCCACCGUUAUCCCAGAUGAGAGCACUGUAUCCUCGGACACCUCAGUUCCCUCAUCCUUUACCCCGGUCGUCGCCCUUGCUCGUUUUCCAUUUAGGCACAUGAGCGGAGACUUGGCCAAGAGAACCUCGAAGGAGUUCUAUGACGGAGGGAAGUUCUGGAGACGGACUUGGGAUUUGUAUUACCUGAGUGUUCCAAAAGCGAUUAGUGAGGGGGCAUUGCUUCUCAUUCCCGCCAAGCAAGCCUUUUCCUUCAUUGAAGAGAUGAAUUCAACCUUGAAGAGCCAGAUUCAACUCACCGGCACGGGCAGAGAGGGAAUGGUGCUCACCUUUGGCAAUGACAAAAUCCCGCUUCCGAUGUUCCUUGGUCAAAGCAGCAGCGCCGAGAAGAAGGAUGAGCUGGCCCAGACUAUUCCCUCUUCCCGUCUUGAAUGGGGACUUUGGUCACACGAGCUUCAGGCUAUUGUCAUGGAGGCAUUUGAAGCAAACAUCCGGCUGUCCUUCGAUAUGAUCAAGAAGAAAGAUCUCAAAAAGGCUCAGCAAGUGAAGAAGAAGCGAGAUGCCGAAGGACGUCUAGGUCGUGCUAUGGCCUUCUUUGGUCUGCGACCUCUGUGGAAAGCAAACACGCACCAGCCUUCGUUUGCUAACGGCGAAAUUCAACCCAUCGAUCCCACGCGCACUGUCAAAUGGACUUACCAAGACUCGCCUAUCUUUAUCUGCGUCGAUAUUGAAUGGAAUGAGCGACAGAACUGGCAGCUGACCGAAGUUGGCAUCUCAACUCUGGAUAUGAUGGACCUGGAAGGUGUGGUCCCGGGUGAUUAUGGCGAGAUGUGGGCGGCCCGUAUCCGGUCUCGACACCUGCGCGUGGAUGAAUAUCGGCACUGGACCAACUCGGAGUUCUGCCACGGAUGCCCUGGUAGUUUUGACUUUGGCGAAAGCGAGUUUGUCCCAUCUGCCGAAGUUGGACGAAUCGUAGACAAAGCAUUCAAACCUCCGUACAUGGUUCCCACUGCAGAAGACCCCGCCUAUUGGUGGAAGCAUCAGAAGCGCAACAUCGUCCUGGUUGGCUUGAACCUGAAUGGCGAUAUCCAACAGCUCAGGAGCAAUGCAAGCCAGGUUUUCCUUGACUACAAUACCCCUCGGUCAAUCUUCUAUGACACUCUCGACCUGGCAGAACUAUACCGUGCCGAAUCUGGCGAGCUUCAGAAUCGAGGCCUGGAGAAUGUUCUGAGAUCACUGCAGGUCUUGCAUGUAAACUUGCACAACGGGGGCAAUGAUGCGCACUACACCCUGCAUGGUCUUGUGCGUCUGAUGAUGAAGGCUGCUGGAGAGAAACCGUGGGCAUAUGAGAAGGAAGAGAGGGCGAAGGAAUCCACGCAGCCCAAGGAGGAGCCCGAGGAAGAGUCCAAGAAGCCUCAGGAGAAGCUUGUCGGUGAAUUGACAGAGACCGAGAUCUGA